AUGCGCCAGGUACUUAGUUUCUUGAGUCUGUCACUGGCAAUCAUACCCAGAACCAGGGCUUUGGAUGCUUCCAUAUUCACCUUUAGCCCAUCACCAUGGCAAAAUUCAAAGGCGCCCGUUAUAAAUGAUGAUGCGGCUCAACAUCUGUUGGAACUCCGAAUGAACCUACCUACCGCAUCAGCUCUUGGGGGGUGGGAUCAAGACACAGUGGAGCUUUUGGACAGAUAUGGCGGAGCACCAAGCUCAUUGUUCGGUUAUGAUGUCGACCGUAAGGUCAUCACGAGAAAUCUUAUGAUUUUUGAAGGCAUAGAUAUUGGAGCUGGAGGGUCAUCUAUUCAAGAAAAUUAUCAAGGUGACCUAAUGGUUACUAGUCUCUCUGCCGAUUUUCUGAAUGAUCUCCUUCUCAGGCUUUCUUCAGAAACGAAAUUCAACGGCUCCGUAGUGGCCACAGAAAAGUAUUGCAAAUUCGAUAGCGAAGUCGAAAUCAACCCCAAUAUUCUCCAGACCAUUGAAACUUGUAUGCCCAAGGGCUCUGCGUUCGAAACGUUGACCCAUAUGUUUGGCAAAGAGCUACUGGGUCUAGUUAAGGUGGCGGAGACGUGGGUGGACGAGCAAAGCUUGACAGCAGUCUUAAGGAUCUCCUUUCAGCCCCCCAAAGUAUUGAUGAACUCUGGAUUUGCAGCCGACUUUCUGACGCCUAUACUCCGUAGUCUACGCGCUCUUUCUUCGGAAGGCGAACAGGUAACUGCGGUCCUCCUGGGUCAGUCCAGCAAAGUCCAAGGAUUAAAACGUAAGGUAAAUCCUCGAGGAGCCUUUGAAGAAGAAGCAAUGUCCAAGUCGACCAGCGCAGCAGUUAUGGCGACGCUUCAGAAACAAGAAUUUCCGGUUUGUUUUACCUCCAAUUCUUCAUGCGAUGCGGCAACAAGUAGCUGCUCUGGACAUGGGUUUUGCUAUAAAAAGUCCGGAGCAGCAAACGACGAGGCCGCUAGCGACUGCUAUGCAUGCAAAUGCAAGUCAACAAUCGUUGCUAAGGAAGAUGGCACUGUCCAAAAAGUCCGAUGGGGAGGACCUGCGUGUCAGAAAAGGGAUAUUAGCUCGCCGUUUUUCUUAAUUGUCGGUAUCAGUAUACUGGUAGUCAUGGCGACUGGUACUGCUGUCGUGAUGUUAUUUCACAUUGGUCAAGAUGAGUUACCGGGUGUUAUAAGCGCUGGAGUCGGCCCCGCAAGAGCGCAAAAGUGA
Messenger RNA from Aspergillus alliaceus, 1239 nucleotides. Its product is annotated as DUF3844 domain-containing protein. The transcript has 4 exons. NCBI's taxonomy places the organism in Eukaryota, Fungi, Ascomycota, Eurotiomycetes, Eurotiales, Aspergillaceae. Gene Ontology annotation, cellular component: endoplasmic reticulum. Bases 1 to 1239 code for a protein of 412 amino acids. The record is from RefSeq and is a predicted model, not a curated record.